CUGAUUUGUGACCCACCUGGAAAAUCAGGAAGCUGCAGCUCACAGGAGGCUCACCGUUAAAGAAAGUAGAAGGCAGCCCAGGCUAAACAAAUGCCAGCCCUUAAACUGCUUGUGCAGGAAUUGAAGAACAGACUUCCUCAGGGGAUUAUUCUGUCCUUCUGUGUCAAAACAGAACUGCUGACUUCAGCGAAAAAGACACAUGCUUUGCAAGAUCAUUUCCAGUACUGAUGACAGAGUUACGUUGCUCCGCAGGGCCUCAUACUUUCGUUUACUUAAUUUAUAAAUCACACCCUGCCUUCUUCUCCCUCAAAAAAAAAAAAAAAAAAAAAAAUUGUGGUAGCAUAUUACAAAAGCAAACAAAAUGAGCAUCCACGUGAUCACAAUAGAAACAAGGUAAGACAGGUAGAGGGACAUGUUUGGUUAGAAAAUAUGCCAAAAGGAAAAUCCAUAUUAUUUCCGUGAAUUGUGCAUUCAAGUGGCCAAAAGAAAGCAGUCAAAGGAAGAGCCAAGUAGCCAAAGAAAGAAGGAAGGAAGGUGUAUGAUCAAGCCACUCAAGAUGGCUGUUCUCUUGCUCUCUGUACCAACCUCCCGGGACCAGUGCCUGCUUCACCUAUACCCUACUUAGAAUGGCUGACCUUCAUUACGUACUUGCCCCAGACCCCAGCUAGUGAUUGUUCUAAUCAAAGGGGUGGGGCAUGCCCCUCUGCUAGUUUCCCUGGUAACUGAAGAGCCAACCGGAUUUCAAUUCCCACUAUAAUUGGCAAUCUUCCCUUCCUCCUAGGAGGGAAGCCUGCCGCCAUGUCCUGCCGGCCGCUGUGGGAAGUCGCUCCAGGACCUUGCUUCAAACGUCUCUCAUUCCUGCAAAGAAUGAGUUUGAGCCACGUGGAGAUUAUGCCUUUAGGCCAUUCAAGUCCUCAAGGAGCACAGAGACCAUCCUGGAAGAAAUGGCUACUCUACUCAACAAUAGUUAUUUUGCUAUUACUUUGCUCCUUCAGUACACUAAUCUUUACUUUUCUUCCACUCAAGACUGCCAGUGGGCCCUGUAUAGCGAAGUUUGGACCAUUACCUUCAAAAUGGCAAAUGCCCUCUCCUGAGCCUUCUUGUGUGACUAAGACAGCUGAUUGGAGGCUGAAAAUACUUCAGAAUGGUUUGUAUUUAAUUUACGGCCAAGUGGCUCCCAAUACAGCCUACAAGGGGCGAGCUCCUUUUGAGGCACUGCUACGUAAGAAUGAAGACCCCAUACAAGCUCUAACGAACAACUCUACAAUCCAGAACGUAGGAGGGGCUUAUGAAUUCCAUGCUGGAGAUGUAAUAGACUUGAUAUUCAACGCUGAACAUCAGGUUCUAAAAAAUAACACAUACUGGGGGAUCUAUUUGCUAGCAAAUCCCCAGUUCAUCUCCUAGAGACUCGAUUUGGUCUCCUCUGUCCUCUUCAGCACAUGCAGAGAUGCCAGUGGGUAGGAUGGAGGAGGAAGAGUCUCAAUGCCUACAGUUCAUCUGGGCAUACAGAUCAACACAAACAGAACUCCUCUGCAUGUGGAUUUUCAUUUCUCAUGCCUGUCUGAAUAAGACUCAGAGGGAGGACCAAAGACAUUUGGUACCCUUGACGUUAGGUCAGCAAAGGCACUUUACUAGUUCAUGAUAAAAUGAAUACGGGUGGCUAGAGGACAGAAUCUUCUCAAAGUGUCUUUGUCUAAUCCUUGACUCCCUGGGUGGAAAAAAAUGAACUCUUAUUCCCAUGGGAGCCUUACCUGGUAUGAAAAAAGAUCUAGGGCAGUAGCCUGGCCUUGUUCUCAUACUCUUGGGCCGUGGAUUUCUUGACUUCAUUCUUCCCAUAUUCCCAUCUUCUGAGACCCUCCUAAUAAAAAGUAGUCAGACUUGGAGGGUGGCCACAGAUAGGCCAGCAAUACACCACUUUAGAUUUGAUGGCAUUAGAGGAUAGAGAACACUCUUGAGAACUGUUGGGACAGAGGCAAAGGUGGCAUUGGAAUGGAACGCACUUUAUUCGGGAACUUUCCUUGAUUUUAUCAUACUCAGGACGCAGGGUGCUUUAUAAAACUAGCUGGUCAAAAGGGUCAUUCUGAACCUUCACAUAGGGCUUCAAGAGAACUUGUGUAUGUGUCUAAACAUUGUCAGUAGUAAAGAAAGAGUAAUCAUUACUAAUCAUAAGAUUUACCCCAGAAAUUGAUAUUACCAUUACUGUAUUUUGUCAUGUAAUGAUUUCAUAUUUUUAGCUAGCUCUGCACAGUUUGCAAAGUGCUUUCAUAUAUCACAUGACAAUUCUAUGAAGUUAAUGGAGCAGGUAUUUUUGGCACAGUUUUAACAAUGAGAAUUUGGAGGCAGAUGGAACGUAGGUAACUUGUUUCAACCCACAGGACUAGUGAUUAACAAGGGGCCCUGGGCUUCCCACUGUAUCACACUGUUCUAG
Orcinus orca (killer whale) is the source of this 2428-nucleotide messenger RNA. RefSeq names its product TNF superfamily member 18 (gene TNFSF18). Gene Ontology annotation, biological process: T cell proliferation involved in immune response; tumor necrosis factor-mediated signaling pathway. Gene Ontology annotation, molecular function: tumor necrosis factor receptor superfamily binding. Lineage: Eukaryota; Metazoa; Chordata; Mammalia; Artiodactyla; Delphinidae. Bases 799 to 1404 code for a protein of 201 amino acids. The record is from RefSeq and is a predicted model, not a curated record. The transcript is spliced from 4 exons.